This is a messenger RNA of Eurypyga helias (sunbittern), 1907 nucleotides long. RefSeq names its product tumor necrosis factor receptor superfamily, member 11a, NFKB activator (gene TNFRSF11A). Gene Ontology annotation, biological process: positive regulation of bone resorption; lymph node development; multinuclear osteoclast differentiation. Lineage: Eukaryota; Metazoa; Chordata; Aves; Eurypygiformes; Eurypygidae. The annotation marks the transcript as partial. Gene Ontology annotation, molecular function: cytokine binding; tumor necrosis factor receptor activity. The transcript has 11 exons. The record is from RefSeq and is a predicted model, not a curated record. Gene Ontology annotation, cellular component: external side of plasma membrane.
AUGAGGUUUUGCGUCACAGCGCGGGCCGAGCAGGCAACGUGCAGCCACUACCGCCCACCCAGUCGACGCAAGCUGUCACUACAAAUCACCCCGCCGUGUGAAAGCGAACAACACUAUGAAUACGCUGGGCGGUGCUGCACAAAGUGUGAGCCAGGGAAGUAUAUGUCUGCUAGGUGCACUGGUACUUCUGAUAGCAUAUGCCAGACGUGUGGGCCGAACGAGUAUAUGGAUGUCUGGAACGAAGAAGAUAAAUGCUUACUACAUAAAAUAUGUGAUCAAGGGAAAGCUUUGAGAGAAGUGAACCCGGGGAACAGCACGUCCCAGCGUCAGUGUGCUUGUACGGAGGGCUACCACUGGAAUGAAGACUGCGACUGCUGUCAGCGAAAUACCAUAUGUGCUCCAGGAUUCGGAGUCGAGCAUCCUGUGCAGCAAGACAAGGACACGAGGUGUACGCCAUGUCCCAGAGGCUACUUCUCCAAGGUCGCUUCAUCCACCGACAAGUGUAUGCCCUGGACCAACUGUACAGCUCGAGGAAUGACAGAAAUAGUGCCUGGGACUGAGAAGUCGGAUGCAGUUUGCACAGAACGGAAGAUGCCUGAGCCGUCAGAAGAUGGAACAAACAGGAUCUUAUACGUGUUGAUUGUCAUCUUGUUUUUUGUGGCACUAAUUGGCAUUGUCAUCUUCAUCGUAUACUACAAGAAUAAGGGAAAAAAGUUGACAGCAGAUCUACAGAACUGGGCUAAUGAAGUGUGCAGCCAAAUAAAAGGAACAAAGGAGCCCCCCAGAGACGCAUUUGUUACCGUGAACAUCACGAAUGUUGCUGUGCCCCAGACCCCCGAAGGCGUGUGUCUCCUGGGCCCCACUGGCUCUCCUGCCCCUGGAAGCUCGUGCUGCACCAGCGGUCACGCUCCUUGCGGGAAGGGGAGCCCCAGCACGGUGUCGUGUGAGGCGGGAGGGAGCCUCCCAGAGUUUUCUGGGGUAACCGAGAGCGAUGAUGGUCACUUCCCAACAGUUCCCACAGAAAAUGAAUACAUGGAUAAGGAUCUCAAUACCGCUGAUUAUUUAUCUUUACUGAGCCGGACUGCCAGUAAAACCGUGUCGUCAUUUUCGGAACCAAUGGAGGCAGGGGAGAACGACAGCUUAAAUCAGUACUUUACAGGGAUUGGGAGCACAGAGGACAUAGCGGUCUCUCAAGGCUUUCCCCCUUCCUCCAGCACAGACGGGGCACACACUGCCACGGACAAACUUCUUCAGAAAUCUUGCCAACACGCCCACAGUUGCCCGAAGGAAACAGGCCACAAAGACACAGAUCCUUUUGCAACAAGCCAUGACUCGGAGAAGAUCUGUGUGAGGUGUGGCAUUUCGUACAGGGAAUCUCCCAGAAAGCGGAGCAAACCCUGUUGCGCCACGGCUGACGGUGCCUCUUCCACCUUCCCAGAAACUGGAUCCUAUGCACAGUGCACCUGUGGCUUGAAUUUUCUCUCUGCUGGUCAGAGCGCCCUAGCGAGUGAUUGUGGUGCGGAGGAUGCAUCUUUGGAUAGUACCAACGUGAACACUUCAGGGACAAACAGAAGCACUUCAGGGACAAACAGAAGCACUUCAGGGACGAACAGCAGCACUUCAGACCUCCCUCCAGCAUCCGGAAAUGUGACUGGAAACAGUAACUCCACCUUUAUCUCAAGUGGACAAGUAAUGAAUUUCAAGGGCGACAUCAUUGUUGUCUACCUUAGCCAAAACUCCCAGGAGGGGGGAACGGCCUCGGGGCUGAGUGAGGAGAACGUGGGCAGCCCCAUCCAGGAGGAAAACCUCAGCCGCUGUGAGACUUUUGCCGGCAACACGCAGCACUACAAGGAGAAGUGUGCGGAGCUGCAGGCCGCCUGCCCGGCAGCAGGGAGCGGGGGGCCGCG